GAACAUCGAUCUAUUCAUUCAAAUCGUUCCAUGGGACACAAAUAUAUUCCGGAAAUAUGCCAAUUCAUUCUACAGUGUACGUAUGGAAUUACAAUAUACUACUGUAUUCGCUGGCGUACACGAGCUGGGCAUGGGCACCAUACACAGAGCCGAUCCGCGAGCAAUCGCGUGCGCGAGUGGGCGGCUGGCUGGCCGAACGGGUGCACGGGAGCGCGGGCGAGAGGCGGUGCAUGCUAAAGGGGUUGUGGGCGAGAGACGCCGAGAAAGUGGACAAGCGGACGGACAAAGAGAAGCAGGCGAGCGCGGAUGUCGACGUCUCCCCCGUCGACGCUGCGAACCCGGAUGCGGUGGGCGUCGUGACGAGCAGCGUGGACGUCGCGGUGAACCAGCCGGUGACGAUGGCGGUCGUGAAGGAGACGACGCUCAGCCCGCUGACGUGGCUCCCGAGCCUCGCGUACUUGACGACGUUCGGGUUCGAGCUCGCGGUGGACGCGAACCUCUCGAACGUGCUCUAG
Fomitopsis serialis is the source of this 515-nucleotide messenger RNA. RefSeq lists its product as uncharacterized. The transcript is spliced from 3 exons. Bases 57 to 515 code for a protein of 152 amino acids. NCBI's taxonomy places the organism in Eukaryota, Fungi, Basidiomycota, Agaricomycetes, Polyporales, Fomitopsidaceae. The record is from RefSeq and is a predicted model, not a curated record.